AUGGUCUACCAAUCCAUGAUCAUGAUCCUCGUUGGCGCGAUCGCCUCGACCAUGUCCGCGGCGUUUCAAGACGAUUUCCCAGCCAGCGACGUGCAAUUCGUGGAGCGCACCGGAGUUCCAACGCUUACCAUUCGUCCCGACACUACCACCGCUUUCCCCCGCACGACUACAGCGUAUCCGACCACAACGUUCUCCACAAGCACGACGACAGCCAGCCCGUUCACCACCCAAACUCCAACAACGACAACUAAGGCUCCGUCGACUACAGCUCCUCCGUACUACAUCUGCGGCGCCGGCAACGACAACCACCUCACCCAGUACUACAACUUCUACUCCGACGACAACAUCCUGGUCCGUUCUGACCACUACCUCAGCCCCGGGUACGACGACUGUAGCUCCAACUACUGCACCUGCAGCCCUGGCUACCACCACCAUUUCGCCCAUAUCUACAUCUGCAGCUCCGACUACCACAAGCAUGAGUCCCAUAGCAACCUCGGCAGCUUCGGCUACCACUUCCCCCACUACGACGACUUCGAACCCGGCUACCACCACCACUUCCCCCUCCACGACAACAGUAGCUCCGGCUUCCACAACUGCGACCCCGGCUACCACCAUUUACCCCACGACUACAUCUGUCGCUCCGGUACUACCACGGCAGCUCCGGCCACCACUACCAUUUCCCCCACUACGACGACUGUAGCCCCUACGAACACCCCCACAACCGUGGACCCGACCACCAGCACCGCGAGUCCCGAGACCACGACCAGUAUUUCCAGUACCACAACGUUCACUCCAACGAGCACAAUGGCUACGACGACGCCAUAUCCGAGCACAACCGCGAUCUCGUAUCACGAGCCGCUGUACGUUCCAGGCAAUUACACUGGCAAUGGCACUAGCAAUUCCAGCACUUCGAGUUCUUCCCCCGAAGACAUUGUCUUUUGCGACCGAGUGAGUGUGGAGCGAGACGCCACUUACUGCAUUUCUGGCCCCAUUUGCAGCGGUAGUGGCGAUGUGCCCCGCGGCGUCCAAUGCCCUCAGGCUGGAGCCGUCGCUGUCGCCCAGUGUUUGCCGACCUUGAGCUCGUACAACGCCACGUUGGGACAGUGUAUUGCGCCAGCAGCCGCCGUUUGCCAAAAACUCGUGGUCACGGACGCAUGGGGCUGUGUCUUGCCUGCGUUCUAA
This is a messenger RNA of Aphanomyces astaci, 1182 nucleotides long. RefSeq lists its product as hypothetical. The record is from RefSeq and is a predicted model, not a curated record. The transcript has 3 exons. Lineage: Eukaryota; Oomycota; Saprolegniomycetes; Saprolegniales; Verrucalvaceae. Bases 1 to 1182 code for a protein of 393 amino acids.